Messenger RNA from Suncus etruscus (white-toothed pygmy shrew), 1902 nucleotides. RefSeq names its product cystathionine gamma-lyase (gene CTH). Bases 162 to 1379 code for a protein of 405 amino acids. The record is from RefSeq and is a predicted model, not a curated record. Gene Ontology annotation, biological process: transsulfuration. The transcript is spliced from 12 exons. Gene Ontology annotation, cellular component: cytoplasm. Gene Ontology annotation, molecular function: pyridoxal phosphate binding; cystathionine gamma-lyase activity. NCBI's taxonomy places the organism in Eukaryota, Metazoa, Chordata, Mammalia, Eulipotyphla, Soricidae.
GCGUGGUGUCCUGCUUUUGUGCACUGGCAGCUGGUCCCCAGGGCCACCCCUCUCUCUCUCUCUGCACAGGCUGCUCCUCCCACCCAGGUUUUCUUCUUCUUCUUGGGUGUCCCCGAAAUCUGGACCAUUUUCCCUCUCCCUUUUCCCUUUGCAGCUCCAGCAUGCAGAAAAAAGACGCUUCCCUGCACGGUUUCCAGCCCAGAUUCCAACAUUUCGCCACACAGGCCAUCCACGUGGGCCAGGAACCCGAGCAAUGGAACUCCCAAGCUGUCGUGCCCCCCAUCUCACUGUCCACCACCUUCAAGCAAGGGGCUCCAGGAAAGCACUCGGGUUUUGAAUAUAGCCGUUCUGGAAACCCCACCAGGAACUGCUUGGAAAAAGCGGUGGCAGCUCUCGAUGGAGCCAAGCACUGUUUGGCCUUCGCUUCGGGUUUAGCAGCCACUAUGACUAUUACUCAUCUCUUAAAAGCUGGGGACCAAAUUCUUUGCAUGGAUGAUGUAUAUGGAGGUACAAACAGGUACUUCAGGAGAGUGGCAACUGAAUUUGGAUUAAAAGUUUCUUUCGUUGAUUGUUCCAAAAUCAAAUUGCUAGAGGCAGCUAUUACUCCAGCAACCAAGCUUGUCUGGAUUGAAACCCCCACCAACCCCAGCUUGAAGAUAAUCGACAUUGAAGCCUGCGCACAGACCAUCCACAAACAUGGAGACAUUAUCAUGGUCGUGGAUAAUACUUUCAUGUCGGCCUAUUUUCAGCGACCUUUGGCUCUGGGAGCUGAUAUUUGUAUGUAUUCGGCAACAAAAUAUAUGAAUGGCCACAGUGAUGUUGUAAUGGGCUUAGUGUCUCUUAAUUCUGAUACCCUGCAUGAAAAGCUUCGUUUUCUGCAAAAUUCCAUCGGGGCCGUCCCAUCUCCCAUGGACUGUUACUUAUGCAAUAGGGGGCUGAAGACCCUCCAGAUUCGCAUGGAGAAGCAUUUUGAAAACGGAAUGGCUGUGGCCCAGUUUCUGGAGUCACAUCCUCUGGUAGAGAAGGUCAUUUAUCCUGGGCUGCCCUCUCAUCCACAGCAUGAACUGGCCAGGCGCCAGUGCACGGGGUGCCCAGGAAUGAUCACCUUCUACAUUAAGGGGAACCUGCAACACGCCGAGGCGUUCCUCAAGAACCUAAAGUUGUUUACACUGGCUGAGAGCUUGGGAGGAUACGAAAGUCUUGCUGAGCUUCCUGCCAUCAUGACCCACGCCUCAGUCCCUAAGAGUGACAGAGAUGUUCUGGGCAUUAGUGACACGCUGAUUCGACUCUCCGUGGGCUUAGAGGAUCAAGUCGACCUAUUGGAAGAUCUAGAUCAAGCUUUGAAGAAAGCACACUCUUCAAAUUUGAUUCGGAACUAGAUUCCAGAACUGGAUUAGAAGCUGAUUCCUGAAAUGGUCGCAUCUUCUGGAUAACUGAGCCAUAAAUGAGCCCUUGAAGAAUUUUCAAGAGAAAAUUUUAAGGCACCACAUUACCUUUCACAACUGUCAUCUUCUAGAGAUCAUUUCUUGUUUAAAACAAUUUUUUUUCUGUCCCUUGAUUGUGAUUGAUAGGUCAAUUUUAGUCCUAUUUUUUCAAUAUUCUUGCAGUCUGUUUCGUUCUCAAGAAGUGAGAUUUGCACUGCUCUGAGUGGGAGAGCUUUUUUAUUUUUCAUUGCUAAAGAUUUGUAAUGAGUUGUGGCUAAUGUAAUGACAAUUCAUUUUAAAAAAUGUAAUUCCUGCAAUGACUGUUUUGAAAUCAGGACUGUUUUAAAGUUUUUUUUAAAACAGUUCUUAAAACAAUGGUUUACACUUACAAACCAAAAAUCAAAGACUUGAAAAAAUUAGAUACUGUGAAUUUGUACUGAUUUAAAUUUAAAAGAAAAAUAAAUGUAAUUUUCACACA